This is a messenger RNA of Ambispora leptoticha, 2559 nucleotides long. The record is from the annotation of a GenBank genome assembly. Lineage: Eukaryota; Fungi; Glomeromycota; Glomeromycetes; Archaeosporales; Ambisporaceae.
AUGAGUCAAGAUAAGCCCGAACAAGAUAUCCAUAACGAUAAGGACAAUAACGUUGUUGAAGCUUUGAGAACCAUUGUCAGCGCAACGAAGGACCGAGACGUCAAAUCUAUCGGAAUUUUUUCGAAUUCUAAUUCAACGCAUCCUCAUGACACAUUGGUGCAUCGAUUCUUGAGCCCGCUGUAUAAAGUGGCGCCGUCGAUCGAACGAUUGGCAGCGCGUGAACAUUUCGGAAAUUUCGUGAUAGUUCGUGAGACGGGGGAGAAAAUCUGGGAAGAGAUGCCAAUAUAUGCUAGGAUUGGGAUGCAUUUACUUUUUCUGGAAGACAAAGUCGUCGAACUAUCUUCAAUCCAGCGUUUAUUCUCCGAAGAAUCAAUACGCCAAGGAAAAUACUUUGAUUCCCCCGGCUCUGCCCACAACAUCCCGCAUUUUAUCGCCCAAUAUCAAAUUGACCUUAGUGAGCUGGUAGAACCCGAUAUAAACAAGUAUGCGACAUUUAAUGAAUUCUUUUAUCGAAAAUUGCGGAAAGAUGCGCGACCAAUUGAUGAAAAUGCGGACGUCGUUGUAUCGCCUGCAGAUUGUCGGAUGAUUGCUUUUGAGAAUAUUGAUCUGGCGACAAAAUAUUGGAUCAAGGGCAGAGAAUUUACAGUAGAAAAUCUUUUGCAAAGUAAAGAAUUGGCAAAAAAAUUUGACGGUGGAUCUAUUGGCAUAUUCCGAUUGGCCCCUCAAGAUUAUCAUCGAUUCCAUUCUCCAAUUGACACGAUAAUUGGUGCAGAAACUCAUAUUCCCGGAACUUAUUAUACUGUGAAUCCAAUGGCCGUUAACAAAGACCUAGACGUCUUUACCAAAAAUGUGCGAACAGUUCUUCUCCUAAAACCCGAACCACCGUCAUCCUCAGCAUCAUCGGAACAGGGCGAAAAAGAAGUAGCUUUCAUCGCGAUAGGUGCACUCUUAGUAGGCUCUAUUAGAAUCACGGCACACGAGAACCAAAAAAUUUCCAAAGGAGAUGAGUUGGGAUAUUUCGCGUAUGGUGGAAGCACCAUUAUCGUGUUAUGGCAAAAAGGCGAGAUUAGUUUUGACUCGGACUUGAUUACAAAUUCAAAGAAUCAAUUAGAGACGUUGGUUAAAAUUUUCAUUUUUAACCACGUGAAUGACUCGUAUCUUGAUCUCGUAAAUAAAUACGGGAUACAUAUUGAUAUUGGUGCAUCAUCUCGUAUAAUGCUUCCUUAUCGCGACACGUCGUCAACUGAGAAUUCGCAAAACUACACAAUUUCAACGAAUCUACGUCAAAUUCAGCGCAACUUUGUUGAAUUCUGUAGACCAGCCACAGCUCAAUUUAACAUUUUACAUCGCGUCACAGCAGGGUUAUCAGACUUGCACCAGAAACUGCGGUCACAACAACAACAAAAAGUCAAACGCUCGCAGUCGAUCCUACAAGAUUCUCGGGAUAAAUCAUGCGCUACUAUAGACAAAACUAAUGCUGCUAGCAAUCACAGCCACAACGACACCCAGAAGCACUCGCGCCGUUUAGAUUCAAGGGAAGGCCGUGGCACUUUCUCGCAAACAUUAUGUGCCGAAGACACUUACUUUCCUGGACGGCCAUUAGUCGCUAUUAAAAUGAUGGCUACGAAAUAUAACUCAAUUGGGAUCCAAGAAUGCAAAAUUCUACGAUAUCUGAACGCAAGUGAUGUAAAUAACAGUGUACCCGUGGUCAAAAUAUUCAACACAUUCGUCUUUGAACAACAUUUCUGUCUUGUUUUUGAGUAUCUAAAAGGUGGAAUGUUGACAACAGUGCCUAAAAAUCAACCAGAACAUACGCGAUUACACGUGAUACGUAAAUUUGCUUGUCAGAUAUUAUCGGCGUUGAUGUACCUUCAGAAAAUGGGGGUAUUGCAUGCUGAUUUGAAGCCGGAUAAUAUUCUAUUGGAUUCAGGGAAUUCAUCUGCAUUAAAAAUAAUCGACUUUGGGAAUGCUAUGAAUUUGGAUGAUGUAUCGAUAUACUUUAAAACCUUCGAAAUUCAAAACCCAUUAUACAGAGCACCAGAGGUGCUUCUUGGAAUUCCUUUCGGAUCAGCAAUUGACAUGUGGUCUUUAGGAUGCAUUAUCUGCGAAAUUUGGCUUGGUCGACCAAUUUUCCAGAGUUCAACCGAAUUACUAGAUCAAUCACAACAGCAGCAAGGUAUGCCGAGGAAAAGUAUAAUAUAUGCGAUCAUCCAAAUCCUGGGAAAAUUUCCAACUAGCCCAUAUAGUCGAGCAAAAUUUCAAAUGGAGGAUAUAUUACUUGAAGGGGAAGAUGAUCCUUUGUUCGAGGCCAAAAUACACGCAUUUCGUAAAUCGCGACUCUGUAAAGUAUUGAAAACGUGCAACGUCGAUUUUAUUAACUUUAUUGAUGACCUUUUUCAGUAUGAUCCCUUGAAAAGACCAUCACCUCGAGAAGUUCUCUGUCAUCCUUUUCUGGCACCAUUAUUUCCAUUUAGUUUGUUUCAUGAAGAGAGUAAUAAUAGCAAUAGUAACAAUCACCAGAAUCGAAGAUCCUGUCAACUCUUUUUCUCUAGUACUUAA